GAAGAAGAGAAGAGAGAGAGGCGGAGAAGAGGAAAGUGAGAGAGAAGCUUAAGCAAAAUCGUUAAGAGACUCUCUCGAGUCUUCUUUGAGUCACUUCCCCUCUCUUCUCUCCGCGGCGGCGAUUACCCUUUUUAGGGUUUCUGUUUCCCCAACACAAUGCAUAAGUUGAGUAGAAGCAACCGUGACAAACUUCAGCAGUUCGUGGCUAUUACUGGAGCUAGUGAGAAGAAUGCUCUUCAGGCUCUCAAAGCCACCGAUUGGCAGCUUGAAGCAGCUUUUGAUGUGUUUUACAGCCAGCCUCAGCCAAGAAGCAAUGGUGAUAUGAGACGCUUGGAGGAGCUUUACAAUAGAUAUAAAGACCCAUAUUCUGAUAUGAUUCUGGCCGAAGGUAUCUCGGUUCUGUGUAGUGAUCUUCAGGUGGAACCCCAAGACAUUGUCACGUUGGUGCUUUCGUGGCAUAUGAAUGCUGCUACAGCGUGUGAAUUCUCCAGGGAAGAAUUUUUUGGUGGAUUACAGGCAUUAGGCGUAGAUUCCAUUGGGAAGUUGCAGGAAAAGCUGUCAUUUAUGCGUUCUGAGCUUAAGGAUGAACAAAAGUUCCAUGAAAUUUACAACUUUGCUUUUGGGUGGGCAAAAGAGAAGGGGCAGAAGUCGCUUGCUUUAGAUACAGCCAUUGGGAUGUGGCAGUUGCUCUUUGCAGAAAGAGAGUGGCCAUUGGUGAAUCACUGGUGUGAUUUCUUGCAGGAUCGUCACAACAAGGCCAUAUCUAAAGACACAUGGGCACAGCUUCUGGAGUUUGCAAGGACGGUGGACCCCGCGCUGUCGAAUUAUGAUGCAGAAGGAGCAUGGCCUUACCUCAUCGAUGAGUUUGUUGAGUAUCUGUAUGACAAGGGCGUUGUUGAAAAGUAACUUGCCAACUGGGAGAAGUACUCGGCUCUAUUUUUACAGUGCUUCCUUGCUCAUUAUUUAUUAAUAGACUUGUGUGUUCUUGUCCGAAUCUUCGUCUUCAUAUUUUGAUGAUCAAAUAACUAAGAUGUUCAAAAUUUCAGACUAAACCAGUUUCUAUCUUCUAUUACCAAUAAUCACCGCACGAACAAACUCCAUCCUUGAAAUGGUGGAACCGAUUGGUGUCUCUCACAACAAUCUCUCUACCUACAAGCUUCGAGAUAACUUUUGUAGCAGCGUGACAGUUCACACAAGCUCUCAGAUUCUUUGUGAUCCGCAGUGUAGUCCCUUGGGGUGUACAUAUAAGUCCAUAUGCAAUCGCUAUCCUCUCGCUAUGACUGCACAGAGUCUCCUCAGCUUCUUCAUCGUUUAGAUCGUGCAACGAAGCAUCCUUGUACGCCACAAAUCCACUUUCCUUCAGUUUAUUCUCAAUCCACUCUACUUGUCUCUCAAUCUCUUCAUAUCUUGGAUGUGACUUAUCACCAACUCGAAACGCCUCCAACCUUCCCCUUACUUCAACCCAGCUGCAUCCAACGUCUUUACUCAGUCCCUUCUCCUUCAUUAUCACCCGCACCUCUGCAACGCGGUCCCAUAAACGAGCUGCAGCAUACAGAUUAGAGAGCUGCACGUAAUGGCCUGUGUUGGUUGGGUCUAUCAAGAAAAGUUGUUGAGCUGCGUAUUCUCCCAAACUCACGUGCCUAUGCUUCUUGCAAGCGCUUAAGAGCGCUCCCCAAACCGUUACACCUGGCUGAAUCGGCAUGCAUUUGAUCACCUCAUAAGCUUGAUCAAGAUGACCAGCACGUCCAAGAAGAUCAAUGACGCAUGCAAAGUGUUGCUGCUGCG
Messenger RNA from Eruca vesicaria subsp. sativa (arugula), 1785 nucleotides. The record is from the annotation of a GenBank genome assembly. Lineage: Eukaryota; Viridiplantae; Streptophyta; Magnoliopsida; Brassicales; Brassicaceae.